GCUGUGCGGGGAUGAGGACGCGCCCUUAAAAGCAAGGGCCUUGCGAGAAAGAGGUUCCACACAGACAGCCACAUCACUGCGACUCCAGCAUGCUGCGCGCCUCCGUGCUCCUCUGCGUCCUCGCCGCGUGUUCGUGCGCGCCGCUGCGUUCCUGCGAACCCAGAGAUCAAGCUUUAGGAAGAUGCGAUGGAAGACCAGUAAAAGAUAAACUGCAGUGCACAGACAUGGUGCUGAGCUACUGCCAGGAUGUGCCCUACAGGCAGAUUGUCUUCCCCAACCUCAUUGGGCAACAGUCCCAACAGGAUGCUGAGCAGAGCACAGAGUACCUGUUGCUUAAUGUGCUGCAAGGCCUAUUGGGGGGCGAGUGCUUGCCUGAGCUACGCCUACUCGGAUGUUCUGUGUUGGCUCCACAAUGUCGGAACAAUGCCAGAGUCAAGCCAUGCCGCAGCUCAUGUGAGGCAGUGAAGAAGAACUGCGUGCACGCUUUUGAGGCCAUCCGCAUGGCCUGGCCCUACUUCCUGGACUGUGAUCGUUUCUUUGCAGCUGAGGAAGAGGGCUGCCACGAUCCGUUGUCUGAGCUCAGAGCCAGGCAAGAGGCCACCCUCUCCAGCCUCUCCAAUGGGGGCCAGGCUACUGUUCUUCAGUUCACAUAUCACACUAAUGCUCAAAUGUUCAGCAUCCUGAAGAAAACGGCAGCCAAAUGUCCUGAGAUCUCCCGAACCUACAGCAUUGGCCGUAGCGUGGAAGGAAAGGAUCUGCUGGUCAUUGAGUUCUCCAGUAAUCCUGGACAACAUGAGCUAUUGGAGCCGGAGAUUAAGUUGAUCGGGAACAUGCAUGGGAACGAGGUUUUGGGCCGGCAACUGCUCAUUUACCUGGCUCAGUACCUGUGCUCGGAGUACCUGCUGGGCAACGAGCGCAUUCAGAGCCUCAUCAACAACACACGCAUCCACCUGCUGCCCUCCAUGAACCCAGAUGGCUAUGAGAUUGCCGCCUCUGAGGUAGCCGAUAGCAACGAUCCUGAAAACACCAACCCAGAAGGUCACUUCUAUAACGGUUGGGUCAGCGGCAGAGCCAAUGCUCAGAACAUUGACCUGAACCGCAACUUCCCUGAUCUGACCUCCAUUUAUUACAACCGACGACGUUUCAUCCGAUUCCGCACUGACCACCUCCCCAUCCCUGACUCCUACUGGUUGAAUAAGGUAGCUCCAGAAACCUAUGCUGUGAUGAAAUGGAUCAGGUCCAUUCCAUUUGUUAUUUCUGCCAGUUUACACGGGGGAGAGCUCGUCAUCUCGUAUCCCUUUGACUUCUCUAGACACCCUCAGCAGGAGAAAACUUUCUCUCCCACUCCUGAUGAGCAGAUAUUUAAGCAGUUGGCCAGAAUCUAUGCAGAUGCUCAUGUGACAAUGUCCAGCAAUGAAACACAGAGAUGUGGAAGCUUAUUCACCAACAGAGGUGGCAUCACCAAUGGAGCUCAAUGGUACAGCUUUGCUGGAGGCAUGUCAGACUUUAACUACCUGCACAGUAAUUGUUUGGAGCUGACGGUGGAGCUCGGCUGUGAUAAAUUCCCUGCAGAGGAAGAGCUUUACCCAGAGUGGCGCAGGAACAAGGAAGCUCUGCUUAGUUUCAUGGAGUCUGUCCACAGAGGAAUAAAAGGUGUUGUGAAAGACAGAAAUGGGAAUGGAAUUAAAGGUGCCAUUAUAUCUGUUAGAGGGAUCCGGCAUGACAUCACCACAGCUGAAGAUGGUGACUAUUGGAGACUGCUGAUUCCGGGUGUCCACAUUGUAUCUGCCACAGCUCCUGGCUACUCUAAAGUAGUGAAGCGCAUCAAGCUGCCUUACACCAUGCAGACGGCGGGCCGUGUGGACUUUGUGCUAAACAAGGUGCCACUAGAACCUGACCAUGGCUACUUAUCCAUCCCUGAGCUGGAUAAUUAUGAGCGCUUUGACCCUUUUAACGCAUUCGAGCAGCACAAUGAGCCGGAUCGUGGUGCAAAUGGAGAAGAGAGGAGUGAGAAGCCUUGGUGGUGGGCAUACUUUAGCCAACUGGGGACGUCCCCUCCCACCUGGCUUCUCAGGAACUAUUAGCACCCUCACAUUGCUCCUUAUUCCCAUAACUGCCUCCUGUAUGCAAAUUAAUGCACCUUAGGUUUCAGUAAUUAUCAGGAAGAUUUGAAAUACAUAAUUCUUCAUCCCAUUCUCCUAUUCUGAUGUUAAAGUGGGGCUAAAAUGUAUUGUUUAUAAAAAUCUAACACUUAGGUUAGGUGAUGUCUCGGACUUGUUUUGGGACUGAACCUUAUGUGAUCUUGUGUUUAAAGCAGAGAUCACCAACCCCAUAUGAAAAUUCUAAUAACAGCUUAUUUCAAUAAUCGACGGCAGCUAGACAUUGCUUGGCUAGGGUAAAAUAUAUAUAUUUGUUUUUUCAUGCAGGCUUUUUAUGUGCAGGCACAUUAUGCCAAAACCUAUUUAAUGUUAUUGGAACCCUGGAUUUUUCUUUGAAUCAAACCGAUGUAUCAUCUGUUUUCCAUCAAAACACAUGGCCUACAAUUGCAAAUGGACUGGAAUAAUGAAGUUAGGGUGUAAAGAUCUGUUUUCUAUCAUUUCAUUUUUUCAUUUGAGGCAUCAACGAUUCCAUUUAUUAACCAAAAAUCUUUAAGCAUGAAAUACAUCAAGUGUAAACCUUUAUAAUUCUACUCAACAUUAGGUCUAAAUUCUGUAUACCCAGUUCUACUUUUGGUCUGAUCUCUGUGACAGAGGCCUAUUUGGGACAUAAUCUCUGGAACAGAGCACUGCAUUGGGGUUCAAAUCUGUAACCAAUUUGCGUCUACUUUGGUUCAAUAAUCUAACAAUACUUUGGGUCUAAUACAGUAAUAAUAUAAAUGCACAUGUACUGCUGUGAUAUUUCUAGCCCAAUUGUUAAGGCUUGUUAAAUUGUAAAACUUUAUUCUGAACCCUACAACUCAGGAUUUCUCUCCUUUAGGAAACUUGACUAACCAAAGAACCCUUGAAGAAACUUUUUUUUUUUUCUCAGACUGCAGCAAACAAUAUUGCAGCGAACAUUUGACAGGGCGUGUGCCUUUUCAGUGUACAAAAUGAAGGCAUUCAGUGUCAUAGCAUUUCACUUCAAAUAAAAUUUGCAACUGGAGCACUAUUUCCAGUUAUGGGAAUAUAUUUAGACUACAUCUGUUGCUGUGAUUUGUAUAGGGUCUAAUGCGUAUCUGAGCCUAUAUUGGGUAUAAUCUGUAUCUGAGCUCUACAUUGGGUCUAACCUGUAUUUGAACUCUGUGAUAGGUUUAAUCUGCUGCUGAGCUCUGUUGGGUCUAAUUUUUCUUUGAGAUCUACGCUCGUUCAAAUUUGUACUGUACUUCUGUACCUGAAAUCUAUAUUGGAAUUAAUUUCUUGCUCAGCUUUACAUUGGGUCUAAUCUGUAUUUCAACUCGUAUCUGUCUUUGGGCUCUACAUUGGAUCUCAUCUGUACCUGAGCUCUAUGUUCGGUCAAAUCUCUAUAACUGAGGUUUAUGCUCUGUCCUAAAUUUGUAACUGGUGUCUACACUGGAUCUAAUUAAAAAAAAAAUAAUCUUCCAUUGGUGCUGAUCACAGUCAUUGGGAAUUAUGUUGGGUCUAGUCUCUCAAGAUGAGGUCUACAUUUAAGAUCUAAUUACAAAAAUUAACAAAGUUUUACAUUGGAUCAAAUCUCUGUAUCUGAGGUCUAAAUUUGGUCUAAUCUCAGGCAUGUAAGAUUAUUUUGUGUCCAACCCUGUAGCCGAGGUCUGUGCUGUGUCUAAUUACAGUAAUUGAGGUUGGGUCUUUUGGGUCUAGUCUCUAAAACAUAUGUGAAAAUGCAAAUGUACUGCCCUAACAAUGAACUUUCCAGUCCAAUUGUUACAACUUGCCCUGCAUUGAGUAUAUGCAAAAAUGUAUAUUUUUUUUUUGUUAUGUCCACUGUCUUUGUUUUAGACAUUUGCGCAGUGUUUAUUAAAAUGUUGCUGUAUGG
Neoarius graeffei (lesser salmon catfish) is the source of this 3990-nucleotide messenger RNA. It is a transcript of the gene cpz, whose product is annotated as carboxypeptidase Z. Gene Ontology annotation, biological process: proteolysis. Lineage: Eukaryota; Metazoa; Chordata; Actinopteri; Siluriformes; Ariidae. The coding region runs from base 90 to 2084 and encodes 664 amino acids. Gene Ontology annotation, molecular function: metallocarboxypeptidase activity; zinc ion binding; protein binding. The record is from RefSeq and is a predicted model, not a curated record. The transcript is spliced from 11 exons.